This is a messenger RNA of Manihot esculenta (cassava), 1691 nucleotides long. RefSeq names its product heparan-alpha-glucosaminide N-acetyltransferase. Bases 146 to 1588 code for a protein of 480 amino acids. The transcript is spliced from 13 exons. The record is from RefSeq and is a predicted model, not a curated record. Lineage: Eukaryota; Viridiplantae; Streptophyta; Magnoliopsida; Malpighiales; Euphorbiaceae.
UAAAAAAUAAAGAUGAAUAUUACUGGCGAAGCUAGGUUGGUCAACAGAGGAAAUGAGCAAGAGAGUGCCCCUUGAAGGAGUUGCUUUUAGCGGCAUCAACUGAAAACAAACCUCGAAAUAAAACCAUACCAGUCAAGAGACAGAGAUGGCUGCUUUGAUCAUAAUGGCAGAAGACGAACAACGGCAACCCCUUCUCCUCCAGAAUACUUCGCCUACUGAUCGGCGGGAACAAGAGAUCACACCUUCCUCAUCAUCCAACGAAGCGGAAGCGCCGCCGCCGCCUAAUCAACGGCUUAUAUCUCUUGACGUCUUCCGUGGACUCACCGUCGCGCUCAUGAUUUUAGUUGAUGAUGCUGGAGGAGCUUUGCCUUCCAUUAAUCACUCCCCAUGGUUUGGCGUGACACUUGCUGAUUUUGUGAUGCCGUUUUUCCUCUUUGGUGUUGGUGUUUCUAUAGCUUUGGUUUUUAAGAAAAUAUCUAGCAAACCAUUGGCAACAAAGAAAGUCAUACUAAGGACCGUGAAACUAUUUCUUCUGGGUUUAUUGUUGCAAGGUGGGUAUUUCCAUGGGUGUAACCAUUUAACAUAUGGGGUUGAUGUGGGCAAGAUACGUUGGCUGGGUGUGCUACAGAGGAUAUCAAUUGGAUAUCUUUUUGCUUCAAUAUCGGAGAUCUGGUUUGUGGACCAUAUCAUGGUGGAUUCACCUCUGGAUUUUGUGAAGAAAUACUAUGUACAGUGGAUGUUUUCUUUGUUACUCUGUUCAAUAUAUAUAUGCUUGUUAUAUGGCCUUUAUGUUCCAAAUUGGGAAUUUGAAGCUCCAAGCACAAAUCUGUUUGGUUAUGGAUCUGGUACUCAAACUGUGGUUUGUGGAAUGAGGGGAAGUCUUGAACCUCCUUGUAAUGCUGUUGGCCUGAUUGACAGAUUCUUUCUUGGUGAACAUCAUCUAUAUCAGCGGCCAGUUUACAGACGAACAAAGCAAUGUAGUGUUAACUCUCCUGACUAUGGACCUCUGCCACCAAAUUCACCUGCAUGGUGCCUUGCUCCAUUUGAUCCCGAGGGCAUCUUAAGUUCCUUGAUGGCUGCCAUCACAUGUUUUGUGGGGUUGCAUUUUGGGCAUAUACUUGUCCACUUUAAGGACCACAUGCAGAGGUUGUUUUUGUGGUCUAUGUCUUCUUUUUCUUUGCUGAUUAGUGGAUAUGUUUUGAAACUGCUUGGUAUUCCCUUCUCCAAACCACUGUAUACAUUGAGCUAUAUGUUCAUUACAGCAGGAGCAUCAGGCUUGCUUUUAACCAUUAUUUUUUAUGUAGUUGAUGUCAAGCAUUUUAGAAAGCCUAUGGUGAUACUUCAGUGGGUGGGAAUGAACGCGCUCAUUGUUUAUGCUCUGGCUGCCUGCGAACUUUUUCCCGCAGUCCUGCAAGGUUUCUAUUGGCGUUCACCUGAAAACAACUUGGUUGAUGGCACAGAAUGGCUGAUGCGGGCCAUACUCCAUUCGGAGAAGUGGGGAACCCUAGCUUUUGUAAUUGUGGAAAUCUUAUUCUGGUGCCUAGUUGCUGGUUUCCUACACUUGAAAGGUAUAUACGUAAGACUGUAAAGCCAUGUACGUGUUGCAUGUUCACUAUAACCAUGUAAACUUCAUAGUACACGGGUGCCACCUUUGAACAUAAUAGCAUUUACUCAACAUCGUCUUCCUUUCA